This is a messenger RNA of Pleurotus ostreatus (oyster mushroom), 1587 nucleotides long. RefSeq lists its product as uncharacterized. The transcript has 2 exons. The record is from RefSeq and is a predicted model, not a curated record. Bases 1 to 1587 code for a protein of 528 amino acids. Lineage: Eukaryota; Fungi; Basidiomycota; Agaricomycetes; Agaricales; Pleurotaceae.
AUGAACUCCCACGGUUACAAGGUAUCCAGACAUAAGGGGCGUUUCUACACCGAAUUCUUGCCUUCCUCUGCGCACCUACCUGGUCAUGGGCUAGACAUCGCGCGUUCUAUUCCACAGGACUCAAGCGAAUACGCACAUUGGCUUCACGGUCAGCGCGAGUACCUAGAUAAAGUUGCGGAUGAAGUGCAGACCCAGGACGGGAAGCUCAGGCAUUCCUCACUCACCAUUUCUUCCGUGAAACCACUCGAUGGGGUCGUUGAGCACAUCUACGAGAUUGACUAUGAUAGUGAGACUUUUUGCUACGGAGGAUUCCCUAUGUUUCGCCUGGAUUCCAUGCCGUCGGAGAGUGUAUUCGUAUCUUAUUUCGAUACGGACAGCUUCAAACACCCGAUCCCCAGCACAAUCGUGCCUAAAGAGAACCUCUACCGCAUCAGCGAGCCACUGCCUCCCAAGCAGGACGACAUCGACUUAUAUAAACUUUACCAAGAGCCAACGGGGAACUAUAUGGCCUUACAGGAGACUUUGCGGCGAUACAGCAGUCUCAGCGACGCGCAAGACGUUCGAAUUCGAUUAUUCGAAAUCAUCGUUAGAGCCUUCAUGUCGGAUAAACUGUUUCAUUCCUAUAUGUGCUGCUCCAUGCUCUCCUCCAGCGACAACGAUGGUAGCCAUGCAUGCGUUCCGGAGUUCUUAGAAGAGGCAGGACUCAAGCUACUGCUGGUGGCAUUCCUACCGAUGCAUUUCGGGGGACUCUCCAGCGCCAUACACGCCAAGGCUGAACGGGGUUCCGAGUCCAACUCCUCCGAAACUGGAUAUUUAUGGAUACACCGCACCCUGUGCGCGAAAGCGGCUAUUCAUCUCCAAGAUGAGCCCACGUUACGAGGAUCCGUUGGCGGGUUGGUUAGACAUAUACGCAACACCGGCAAGCAGGGCGUGGUGUAUGGUGUACUGUGUUCGCUGUGGCAGGUAGUUAUCGUCCGAGUGGACAUGUCGAACGAGGGUGAAGGCAGCGUCGAGCAUACUCCCGCGCUGGACUUCCUCCCGCCUCGACGUCUGCAAGGUCCUUGGGCCUCUGGGCUGACGAUGCUCAUGCAGCUUUCUUUCCACCUCGAACGCUCCAUCUUCGACGACCUUGACAUCGUGGAUCCCUCUGCGCCGAGUCCACCUCCCACUCCGUGCCCCCAGACGUUACUAGACAAACUCCCAACGGAACUUCUCAUGGAAAUCUGCAGCUAUCUCCCCUCCCUCCUCCUCAGCCAAGACGCCCUCAUCGCCUUUGGGAAAUUAAACAGCGAAAUGGAAGCCUUCGUUGCGCCCAUAGUGUUCCGCCCGUCGGUUGCCUAUUGCUCCCUCCGAUCCAUAGCGGAGAGGACGACAGGUGCUGAUAGGGAGAGGUGGGAGAGAACUGGAGAGGCGUUCACGGAGGAUCGCUUUAUACCUCGCCUCACUUAUGGGCGUCCACCAGGGAUAUUGGUCACAACCGAUGGUGGGUGUGGGAGUUAUGUGCGCGUUUUUGAAAUACAGGGGGUUGGGUUGCUGAAAUUGCAGGCCAUAACCGCGUCGGUUGCGGUUGUAGCUUUGGGGAGCUAG